AUUAAGUUGGGAGGAGAAAGAAGGGAAGGCUGGGCGAAGCUCGCCUCAGCCCGGGGGCCCUCCUUUGAAACCGACUAAUUGGGGAGGGAAGACACAAAGGGAGGCGAAGGGCGCUCCGGAGAGGCGAGCGAGGCAGAGUGGCUGGCGGGUGAGUGGAGUCGCCUCCCGCGGAUCACCGGGGCCGAUCCCCCCCGCGCCAAGCUCGCAAACUUUUGCCAGGACUCGGGGCGCCGAGGGGAGGAAGCGAUCCCCGGCCAGCCUCGGGGAGGGGACCAGGCGGCCGGGCGCCCGCCAGAGCGGCGGCGGCGGGGAGGGAGGCGAGCACCAUGCGCCGCGCCGCCGCGUCCUGGGCCCUGCCGCUGCUGCUCGCGCUGGGGGGCUGGGGCCGGGCCCAGUUCCACGGGGAGAAGGGCAUCUCCAUCCCGGACCAUGGCUUCUGCCAGCCCAUCUCCAUCCCGCUGUGCACGGACAUCGCCUACAACCAGACCAUCAUGCCCAACCUACUGGGGCACACCAGCCAGGAGGACGCCGGCCUGGAGGUGCACCAGUUCUACCCGCUGGUGAAGGUGCAGUGCUCGCCGGAGCUCAAGUUCUUCCUGUGCUCCAUGUACGCGCCGGUGUGCACCGUGCUGGAGCAGGCCAUCCCGCCGUGCCGCUCCAUCUGCGAGCGGGCGCGCCAGGGCUGCGAGGCCCUCAUGAACAAGUUCGGCUUCCAAUGGCCCGAGCGCCUGCGCUGCGAGAACUUUCCCCGCCACGGGGCCGAGCAGAUCUGCGUGGGGCAGAACCACUCGGAGGAGGGCGGCUCGCCGGCGCUGCUCACCAGCGCGCCCCCCGCGGCCGGCCACGGCACGGCCGGCCCGCCGCGCUACGCCACGCCGGAGCACCCCUUCCACUGCCCGCGCGUGCUGAAGGUGCCCAGCUACCUCAACUACCAGUUCCUGGGCGAGAAGGACUGCGCGGCGCCCUGCGAGCCGGCGCGCCCGGAGGGCCACAUGUUCUUCAACCCGGAGGAGCUGCGCUUCGCGCGCCUCUGGAUCCUGGUGUGGUCGGUGCUGUGCUGCGCCUCCACCUUCUUCACCGUCACCACCUACCUGGUGGACAUGCAGCGCUUCCGCUACCCUGAGCGGCCCAUCAUCUUCCUCUCGGGCUGCUACACCAUGGUGUCGGUGGCAUACAUCGCCGGCUUCGUGCUGGAGGAGCGCGUGGUGUGCAACGAUCGCUUCCAGGAGGACGGCUUCCGGACGGUGGUGCAGGGCACCAAGAAGGAGGGCUGCACCAUCCUCUUCAUGAUGCUCUACUUCUUCAGCAUGGCCAGCUCCAUCUGGUGGGUCAUCCUCUCGCUCACCUGGUUCCUGGCGGCCGGUAUGAAGUGGGGCCACGAGGCCAUCGAGGCCAACUCGCAGUACUUCCACCUGGCCGCCUGGGCCGUGCCGGCCGUCAAGACCAUCACCAUCCUGGCCAUGGGGCAGAUCGACGGCGACCUGCUGAGCGGCGUCUGCUUCGUGGGCCUCAACAGCCUGGACCCGCUGCGGGGCUUCGUGCUGGCGCCGCUCUUCGUCUACCUCUUCAUCGGCACCUCCUUCCUGCUGGCCGGCUUCGUCUCGCUCUUCCGCAUCCGCACCAUCAUGAAGCACGGCGGCACCAAGACCGAGAAGCUGGAGCGCCUGAUGGUGCGCAUCGGCGUCUUCAGCGUGCUCUACACCGUGCCGGCCACCAUCGUCAUCGCCUGCUACUUCUACGAGCAGGCCUUCCGGCAGCACUGGGAGCGCAGCUGGGUCAGCCAGCACUGCAAGAGCCUGGCCAUCCCCUGCCCGCUGCAGUACGCGCCGCGCAUGAGCCCGGACUUCACCGUCUACAUGAUCAAGUACCUCAUGACCCUCAUCGUCGGCAUCACCUCCGGCUUCUGGAUCUGGUCCGGCAAGACCCUCCACUCCUGGAGGAAGUUCUACACCCGCCUCACCAACAGCAAGCACGGCGAGACCACCGUCUGAAGCCGAGGAGCCUCGCCAGAUCGGGGCCUUGGGGGUUUCGCCCGGCUGGGACCGCCUGACAAUCAGAGAUCGAAGCACGGGGCACUGGAGAGAGAGGCCCCUGGAGGAAAACCGAAGUAUUUAAAACUCUUCUAAUUAAAAAUCUAAUUUUUUUUGCUCUAGGUUUUUUUAAUUAACUAUUAAAGGGUGACUUUUGUAAUUAAAAUUGUAAAUAGUAUUUGUAAAUUGAAUUAUAUAUUUCUAUUUAAAAGAGAGAGAGAGAAGAGAACACCAGCAAUGAUCCCCAAACUUAUGGAGAGAGUCGGGAAAGAGGGGAAAAAAUUCCCCUCCCCCUCCUUUGGAUACUAUUUUUUUUCUUUACCUCUACCCUCCCUUCUCCGUGGAGCCCGGGGGACUUCGUGCUGUUUGGCUUGGCCCUUAAUGGGACAUUUUUGCCUGAACUUUUCAUAAGAGCCAGGUUUGUAAUCACUCCUCUACCCCCCUCCACACACCUCCCACCAAUCCCUCCUUUGAAGACCACAGAUACUGGUCUAGUUCCAGGAAGAUUUCUUCACGGCUCCUCAAAUUUUCCCUCUGCACUUUGGAAGGUUUGCAAGUAAUUUUCAGUAAUCUACAAAAUGGGGAAGAGAGGCUGGGAGCCUCCCCCACUUGCUAAAAUUUGGGCCCUGGCUGUGAGGAUCUACUUAUGAUGGUUAGUUGUCCUAAAGAAACUUCUCCUCCAAGGAAGAUUUUCCUGCCUUAAGCUGCAGAGUUCUCUUUGUUCCAUUUGUACAUUUAUAUUUUUUCCCAAAAGUUUUGUACAAAAGAUUUCUUUUUAAAACUACAUUUCCUUUAUUAAACAGACUUGUUCUUUGCACAUUCA
This is a messenger RNA of Eublepharis macularius, 2853 nucleotides long. It is a transcript of the gene FZD2, whose product is annotated as frizzled class receptor 2. Gene Ontology annotation, biological process: non-canonical Wnt signaling pathway; canonical Wnt signaling pathway. The record is from RefSeq and is a predicted model, not a curated record. The transcript has a single exon. NCBI's taxonomy places the organism in Eukaryota, Metazoa, Chordata, Lepidosauria, Squamata, Eublepharidae. Gene Ontology annotation, cellular component: plasma membrane. Gene Ontology annotation, molecular function: Wnt-protein binding; Wnt receptor activity. The coding region runs from base 327 to 1991 and encodes 554 amino acids.